AUGACUUCAUCAUCAUUAGAAGUAUUACUUUUACCUUCAACACCAACAAGGUUAUUCUUAAUAAUAUUUAAAAAUGUAGUAUUAAGAGACAGACUAUUUUACUUUGUUAAAUGGAUACAUCGUUGUUGUAGAAUGGAUGUUAAUACCAAAGUCUACACACAGAAUGUCAGAAGAGGUCAGUGUAUACCCAUUACAUUCAAGAUGGAUGGUAGGUGCGAUCCAAAGCAACCAUUCAACUACUUUCUAAAUCCUAUGAGUGGUCGACAACUCAAUGCAAUCACAAACCAUGAAUUGUUGGUCCAGUACAAUAGACCUGAUUUGUUGUCACGAAUCCCUUCUUUGGAGAUCAAAUACUAUCAUUGGGCGCCUGCUAUCAGAUCAGGGUGUCACCCAGAUAUUCUCAAGAUCUAUGCUCAGCAGUCUAAUCCAAGCUUAAAAGAUGUUCCACUCGGUUUGCUCAAAUCAAACUUUUACUUUCACUACAAAGACAAUCUUCAAAAGGUCAUCGGAUUGAUUGAUGUCGUCUUUAUCCUCCAAGAAAAGAACAAAUCAACUCCACUUGCAUUUGAAUAUAGUUCUAAAUUCUUUAAGCUAUUAUUCAAACAUUCAAUACUUUGUCAAACAAUCAUUAAUCAUUUUAAUCAAAUUUAUAAUAUUGAUAAUAAUAAUAAUUCUUCUUCAAAUAAUGAUCAACAACAAUUCAUAAUAUUAAGAGUAUUGGAAUUAAUUAAACAAUAUAAAACAAUUACAAUUAAUUGGAAAGAUGUCAUGUUUAAGGCAAUCAAAUCUUCAAAUGUAUUGGUAAUUGAUUUCAUUGUUUCAAGUUGCAAUACACCUCUUACAAGUGCACAUCUAAACUAUGCAAUUUGGAAUGGUAAUGUGGGAAUGAUAGAGUAUUUGUUAUCACUUGGUGUACAGCCCAAUCAAUAUACAUUACACUCUGCACUCAAUCCAAAAUCAUUAUCAAACAAUGAUUCUUCAAGUAACGAAAUAGUCGCAGCAUUAGAUAUUAUUUCACUUGUAUUGGAACGAUUGAUUUAUAAAUCGAAAUGGGUAGUUGAAGGUAUUCAUCCAAAAUUACAAUCAAUUAAAUUAUUGGACCAACUAGUUGCAUCUGAUGAAAAGGUGACACUUCAACCUUUGGGUGAUAAGAAACCACUCUUCUCUAGAUUAUUUGGGUCAUUAAUCUUUUCAAAGGAUAAAGAGUUACUUGAACACUUUAUCAAUCAACAUUCUAGUCACAUCAUUGGUCUUCUUCUAGACUACAAUUAUGCAUUUAAUUGUGCUCUAAGAAUUGGAUCGUUGGAAAUUGUUAAAUAUGUUUUGGAGUGUCAAAAACAAUCAAAGUUGGUCAACCCAGAUGGAUUCACUUAUCAAAUAGAUUAUAUUGUAUCACAUGAUGCAGAUAAUGCCGAGAUUCUUAAUUAUUUAGAGUUGGUACAGUAUGCAGUGGAGAACAGUGGAGGUACCAAGUUUUCAAUGCCAUUAUCGACGGUGGCACUAUUCCUCCAUCACCCAAAUCCAGAGGCAUGGAGAUUCUUAUGGAUCGUAGAGGUAAAUAGAAGCAGGUUUGAAUGGGUAUUUGGCAACUUGGCAUUUGGACCGGAAAAGUUAAUGAUGGCCGCAGCGACAUGCUCCUUUGAUAUUAUUACGAGGGUCAAUGAAUUACUUGGUAGUCUUAGAAAACCAUGUCAUGUAUGGUUAAAGACAUUCAAACGAAAUAUCAAUCUAGACACUUAUGUUUGGUUGACACAAAACAAGAUCACACAGCAAGCGGGAUACAGACAUUUUGGAACAACAAUCCUACAACGCCUUGUCAACAUUAUCGAUAUGUGUCACCGGUUGGAAUACUCUAUUAACAAUUCAUUGGAAUACAAUAGUAGUAUUCAUGAUUACGGUCACGAUGUAGUUUGGAAUGGAGUUAGUAUCAAGACUUGCAAAGAACGUGCUCAACAACUACUAUCACACAUUGUCAGAAACAAAGACUUUUUCAAUUACUAUACAUCAAACUGUACCACCGCCGGUUACAUUUACAUUCCUCUCACUACAUCACUCGUUGAAGAUGAAGAAAAAAAGAGAGAUCCAUCUUUUGAAACUACAAUGGAUUUAAUUGUCAAAUUUAUUGCUUACCGAGAUCGUCUGCUUCAAUUUUUUAUCUCACAAACCUACAAAUAUUAUUGUCAUAAAACAAAUGGUGCAUAA
Molecule: messenger RNA, 2202 nt
Organism: Cavenderia fasciculata
Lineage: Eukaryota; Evosea; Eumycetozoa; Acytosteliales; Cavenderiaceae
Exons: 1
Coding region: 1-2202 (733 amino acids)
Source: RefSeq, a predicted model, not a curated record